Molecule: messenger RNA, 1161 nt
Organism: Aspergillus puulaauensis
Lineage: Eukaryota; Fungi; Ascomycota; Eurotiomycetes; Eurotiales; Aspergillaceae
Product: putative GPI anchored protein
Exons: 2
Coding region: 1-1161 (386 amino acids)
Source: RefSeq, a predicted model, not a curated record
AUGUUAUUUACACCUUUAUUAAUCGGCGCUGCCUCAAUCGCUGCCCGGGUAUCAGCAAACACAGAAUCGAACCAGCAACGCAAUGGCGAACCCCAAGCUGUGUCACCCAAAAAGCCCGUAGGUAUACGGAAGAUGAGCAAUGACUCAGGAGAAAAGUUCUUCAUGCACUACUGGCACUUUGAGGAGGAUGACAAUGUUGCAAACACGACAGACGCGCAGGACAACACCUCACACACCGAAAUUGAACGCAGCUCAAUCCUGCCUCGCGAGUACUAUUUCCAGCCGCCGCUUUUUGAGCACUCUGCACCGCUUGCUCCGCGGGACUUUCAGUGUCCUGCGGGAACGGAGGCGUGUACGUCUAUUGACCGAUCGGAUAUCUGCUGCGGUACGGACGAGACGUGCGUGCCGGUUGAGGAUACCGGGUCUGGGGACGUGGGCUGUUGUCCGGCAGGCCAGGACUGUUCAGGGACGAUUGGCUCUUGCUGGGAGGGAUACACUACCUGUCCAUCUUCACUUGGAGGGGGGUGCUGCUUUCCUGGCUACGAGUGUGUCGAUGGGGGUUGCUCUCAUGUCGUCACUGUAACACUGACCUUUUCCUCGACGACUCUGACGACUACAUCGACUGAAACGAUUUCCGCGACGAGCACCACUUCGACCACCACCUCAGAGCCCACUACCACAAGCAGCACGUCGUCAACAGGGGAUCUGUCUCCGCCCGAUAGACCAACAAGUUCAACUACAAGCACAAGCUCCGAAACCGAAUCAUCCUGUCCAACAGGCUUCUACGCAUGCUCCGCAGUCUAUCACGGCGGAUGUUGUCAGACAGGCCGAGACUGCGAUACUACCUCGUGCCCGGCUGUACCAUCGACAACGAUUGUGAGCAAUGGCCAAACCAUUGUGGCUGCUGAGCCGACGUCAACAGCAGACGACAGUGAAGAGAGUGGUCCAAAGGAAUGUGCGAGUGGCUGGUUUAGCUGCGCAGAUACUGUCGGCGGCGGGUGCUGCCCAACCGGAUAUGCGUGCGGAUCGAGCUGUACGGCAGUGCCGACUGCGUCGACGACGGGGACGGUGGAUAAAGUGGCGCCGACAGUCGAGUCGAUGGCUGGAGUUGUGAGGGUUAACUGGGCGUUGUGGGCUAUGUUGACUGCGAUGAUGCUAUAA